This is a messenger RNA of Olea europaea var. sylvestris, 2479 nucleotides long. RefSeq names its product U-box domain-containing protein 14-like. The record is from RefSeq and is a predicted model, not a curated record. Gene Ontology annotation, cellular component: cytoplasm; nucleus. NCBI's taxonomy places the organism in Eukaryota, Viridiplantae, Streptophyta, Magnoliopsida, Lamiales, Oleaceae. Gene Ontology annotation, biological process: protein ubiquitination; cell surface receptor signaling pathway. The coding region runs from base 300 to 2189 and encodes 629 amino acids. Gene Ontology annotation, molecular function: protein binding; ubiquitin-protein transferase activity. The transcript has 4 exons.
AUGUAAACCUUGGUUCUGACCUGACUUCCUUCAACAUCUGUUUACACGGAUCCUCCGGUAUUACGUACAAAUUCUUGAAAUACAAUCGAUUUCCUUGUCUGUUUUCUUUGAGUUUCCCUCUAAAUCUCGAAAUAUCAUUGUUUCUGGGCUAAUUUUGGGGAACGAAAUUCAACUCGCUGGGUCAACUCAUUGUACAAUCACCGACCAUCGAAAAAAUCGGCAAAUUAUCUAUUUUUGCCACCUGGGCCUUUGUUAAUUCCCUCUAAACCUUCAAUUGCUUCGUAUUCUUUGAAUUCCUGAUGUCGGAGAGUCCAAGAGAGGCGGUACUGAGUCAAAUAAGUUACUCGGUCAAGGCCAUUUCCGGAUUGCCCGAGUGCAGAACGAUUGCAAAGAAGAUGUAUUGUAAUCUGGUGAGGAGGGUGAAGCUUUUAAGCCCUCUGUUUGAGGAAUUGAGGGAGGGUGGAGAAGAAGAGCUUGGUAGCGACGUCGUUAAGGGGCUUGACUCGCUGAGAAUCGCCCUUGACUCAGCUCUUGAGAUGUUGAAAUCGGUCCAUGAAGGCAGUAAGAUUUUUCAGGCAUUGCAAAUGGACAAAAUAGCACGCAAAUUUGAUCUUGUUACUGAAGAGAUAGAAGCAGCAUUGAGUCAGAUUCCCUAUGAUAAACUUGAUAUACCGGAGGAAGUUCGAGAACAGAUUGAACUUGUGCAUGCACAAUUCAAAAGAGCCGUAGGUAAAAUGGAGUCUCUUGAUUUGCAAAUGGCAAUAGAUUUAGCUUCAGCACAAAUGGAAGAUGACCCCAACCCAAUAAUUUUUAAAAGGCUUUCUGAGAAACUGCAUAUCAGGACUAUAAAUGAUCUGAAGAAAGAGUCACUCGCCAUCCACAACAUGGUUAUCUCAUGCAUUGGAUUUCCAGCUGGUGUACCAGAGGAGUACAUUGAGACGAUGUCGUUUCUCCUUGAAAAGUUAAAGGACUUUGUGAUGGAGGAAAAUCCCGUCCCUGACUCCCUUGAAGCUGACAAGAGUUCAAUUAAGCACAGAUCUCCAGUCAUCCCAGAUGAUUUCCGCUGUCCAAUAUCUCUUGAGUUGAUGAAAGAUCCUGUAAUUGUGUCUACUGGACAGACAUACGAGCGGUCCUGCAUUCAGAAAUGGUUGGAUGCAGGUCACAAGACUUGCCCUAAGACUCAGCAGACGUUAUUGCACACAGCCUUAACACCAAAUUAUGUUUUGAAGAGUCUUAUCGCUUUGUGGUGUGAGAGCAAUGGUGUUGAGCUGCCUAAAAAACAAGGGAACUGUCGCAAUAAAAGAACGGGAAUUGGUGGUUCAGACUGUGAUCGAGCUGCUAUUGAUGCCUUGUUGCAGAAACUUGCAAAUGGUACUAUUGAACAGCAAAGAGCUGCUGCGGGUGAGAUUCGUUUGCUAGCAAAAAGAAACGCAGAUAACAGAGUAUGUAUCGCUGAAGCAGGAGCUAUUCCACUGCUUGUCGAACUAUUAUCCUCUUCCGAUCAGAGGACUCAAGAGCAUGCCGUUACAGCACUUCUUAACCUCUCUAUAAAUGAAGCGAACAAGGGAACUAUUGUAAAUGCUGGCGCAAUACCUGAUAUAGUGGAUGUGCUAAAAAAUGGCAGCAUUGAAGCUAGAGAAAAUGCAGCAGCAACCCUUUUUAGCUUGUCGGUUCUAGACGAGAACAAGGUGGCGAUAGGAGCAGCUGGAGCCAUCCCACCUCUUAUUGAUUUGCUCUGCCAGGGGACUCCGAGAGGAAAGAAAGAUGCGGCCACUGCUAUAUUUAACCUUCUAAUCUAUCAAGGAAACAAGGUGAGGGCCGUAAGGGCAAGGAUUGUACCACCACUCAUGAGUUUGCUCAAGGAUCCCGGAGGGGGAAUGGUGGAUGAAGCUCUGGCAAUAUUGGCUAUUCUUGCUAGCCAUCAAGAAGGGAAAGUAGCAAUUGGGCAAGCUGAGCCAAUCACUACCUUGAUCGAGGUAAUUAAGACUGGUUCACCACGCAACCGAGAAAAUGCAGCAGCAAUAUUAUGGUCCUUGUGCACGGGUGAUUCUCAGUACUUGAAAGUUGCCAGUGAGCUUGGAGCAGAAGAGGCAUUGAAGGAAUUGUCGGAGAAUGGGACCGACAGGGCCAAAAGAAAAGCCAGAAAUGUUUUGGAGCUUCUCCAGCGAGCUGAAGACGUUAUUGAGUGACAUUUUAUUCGAACCCUACGAGGAGAUUAUUGGUUGCCAUCAAGUUGAUUUCGUAUGUGGAACAAUAUGCAGAUUUUUGUAUCUACCGACAGAAUUCAUCCAUGUAGUGGAUAGGUAUUCGUGUAAAAAGCUACAUAUACGUGUUUUCUUGUAAUUUUGGUAGGUUUAAAGGGAAAAAUGCGAAGUACUUUUUUCGCGUUUUUUUUCUUUAACUUGAAAGUGUAAUUUAGCGGUUGAUUGUUGAGCUAUUAAUAUAUGAAACGACAUUGCUCGAUGUUUUUUCUUCUGUA